Tripterygium wilfordii is the source of this 1424-nucleotide messenger RNA. Its product is annotated as protein REVERSION-TO-ETHYLENE SENSITIVITY1. NCBI's taxonomy places the organism in Eukaryota, Viridiplantae, Streptophyta, Magnoliopsida, Celastrales, Celastraceae. Gene Ontology annotation, biological process: regulation of ethylene-activated signaling pathway; response to ethylene. The record is from RefSeq and is a predicted model, not a curated record. Gene Ontology annotation, cellular component: Golgi apparatus; endoplasmic reticulum. The transcript has 3 exons. Bases 382 to 1116 code for a protein of 244 amino acids.
GCUAAUUUCUUUCUAUAAAAUGGAGCAAGAAGAAAACUCCCUCAUUUAUUUGAUUUUCUUUUUUUAUUUUAUACGUUUUUUUCCCAAAAGAGAAAUCCCAAUUCGGAUUAAUUUUUUGUCAGAGUAUAAUCAAUUAAAGCACUCUGUUUCUCUUGAUGCCGUUCCGGCAUGAACCAAAACAACCAACACCAACAGAAGAAACGUUUCUUUCUUCUCUUACUUUCUCGUGCUCGCUCCCCACCUUGUGAUCUUCGUAUAAUUGUUCCUCUCUGGGUCUGGCCUCUUUGUCUCGACACCCUCACUUCCGUUCACAGAUCCAUUACAUCUGAAGAUGUGGUUUGACCAGGUGAUGUUUUACUGAUAAAAAGCGCAUGAAGUUGUAUGCCACGUGGAAGAUUUUCUAUGAUGGACCUCAAAGGAUCUUAUGAUAUUGAGCAGAUGAGUUCUGUGUCAAGAAUUCAGCAUGAGUUUUGGCCACUAGAUGAAAUUGAUCCAAACAAGUCCAAGUUUCCAUGUUGUAUAGUUUGGACCCCACUCCCAGUUGUCUCAUGGUUGGCUCCUUUUAUUGGACAUGUUGGCAUUUGUCGGGAGGACGGAGUUAUUUUAGAUUUUGCGGGAUCCAACUUUGUGAAUGUUGAUGAUUUUGCAUUUGGUGCCGCUGCCAGAUAUCUUCAACUCGAUAGAAACCAGUGUUGCUUCCCUCCGAACCUCUCUGGGCACACAUGCAAACAAGGGUAUAUGCAUGCAGAGUUUGGUACUGCAAUGACGUGGGACGACACCCUCCGGUCAAGCGUCCGCCACUUUGAGCACAGAAGCUACAAUCUUUUCACCUGCAACUGCCAUUCAUUUGUUGCCAAUUGUCUGAAUCGCCUUUGUUAUGGUGGAUCAAUGAGUUGGAACGUGAUCAAUGUUGCAGCUCUAAUUCUUUUCAAGGGUGGUCGUUGGAUAAAUUUCUUGUCCAUCAUCAAAUCAUUCCUCCCAUUCACAGUGGUUCUCUGCUUGGGUUUGUUACUGGUUGGCUGGCCGUUCUUAAUCGGGCUGUUCUCGUUCUCCCUCCUCCUUAUGGGGUGGUAUGUCCUGGGUACCUACUGUUUUAAAAACUUGUUAGAGUGCUAGUCUUUUGUCACUAGCCCUCAAGUUACAUCUUUUUCAGGAAUCCGAGUCGAUGUACUUGGCGUUUAUUUUGUAACUCUGUUCAUAAAACCCCUUGCCAAGUCAAGUAGACUGUCUAGGGAAAACUGUGCUGGUGCAGAUGGAUAAUGUAAGCCCUGUAGGCCAGUACCAAGAAACUGAACCUGUUUGUGUUCUUUUGGAAAGUAACUGAAUAACUGGGAUAUCAGUUUCUCUGUAUCCAUGGCAUAGCAGGCAUGUGAUGUAAUUCUUUCGUUCUAUUUCACUUGAAAGCUUUGGAUGAUUUGUGAGCC